Molecule: messenger RNA, 2241 nt
Organism: Episyrphus balteatus (marmalade hoverfly)
Lineage: Eukaryota; Metazoa; Arthropoda; Insecta; Diptera; Syrphidae
Product: ionotropic receptor 75a-like
Exons: 7
Coding region: 220-2130 (636 amino acids)
Source: RefSeq, a predicted model, not a curated record
AUAUAACCUUCUUUAUCAAUGACGUAAAUACUUCAUGUGUUGUUUAUUUUUGUUGUCACAUCAAAUUGAUAUCAAAUUAUGUUGAAAUUUAAAAUUCAUUAGUACGUCAGUUGCAAAAGUCUGCAACUUACAAAUACAUUAUGUUGUUGGGUCAAAUACUUAGUCCAAGUAUAACAACGUCCGCCUUAUGACUUCGAAGGUUAUGUGAAACAUUUUGCGAUGAGUUUCUACCAGUUUCAUAUAUUGUUCACCUUAUUCAUAGUAUCGAAUGCACUCAAUGAAAAUCUUAUAUCAAAUUUUACCUUUAAUGUUGUCAAGACCCAACAAGUUGUACUGUUCGGAUGCAGCGAAAAAGAUUUGAUGAAUGUUACGAGAUCUCUAAUCCGUCAAAAACGUCUCGUUCUGUGCGUCAAUAUAAAAAGAAACUUUUCGUGGGAAAACAUUCUUACAAGACACAAUCAUGUUAGAACUUCAGUCAUUUUGGACUGCACUUGUUCUGAGUGCAGAAAUAUUCUUCGUUUUUAUUCUGAAAGCAGGUCUUUUAACAAAACCUACCAAUGGAUGGUAUGGGAUCUUGAACACUAUGGUUUAAAUCAACUCGAACGAACGGAAGACUUAUAUAACAUUGGACCAAAUGCUCAAAUGACUUUCGUCAAUUCAAGUGGAGGUGGAAACUACUCUUUAUUUGAUGUACAUUCAAAAGGCCGACAUCUCAAAGCUCCUAUCGAAGUUGUGCAUUAUGCAGACUGGAUUGACAAUAAGCUUAUUAUGCACAGGGAUAUUUUCCAUCUUCAAGGGAUACGAAAUAGAGGACAAUUCAAAGGAUUACAGCUCCGUGGAGUAGUUGUAAUUGAUCGAGAGAAUAUCACCACUGACGAACAAAUCCAUAAACUUGUCACCAGCACCAAUAAAAAAGAUGGUAUUGCAACGUUUAUUAAAUAUCACUACGAACUUGUGUGUUUCAUGAAGGAUCAGUUAAAUUUUACAAUAAACUAUCGGAAUGUCCGUAGUUGGGCAGGUCGACUUCGUGGGGGACCAUUUCGCUUGGGAUUCUUGGGAGUUCUUAAGCGCAAUGAGGCAGAUAUUGGAGCUUCGGCUGCAUUCAAUCGCAUAAAUAGAUUUGUCGAUUACGAUAACAUACAUAUGAGUUGGAAAUUUGACUCGGCUUUCAUUUAUCGAUUUACUUCGGAGAUAGAUGCUGAUGGUGCAAGUGGUGAUUUUUUGGCACCCUUCGUAAUGCAAGUUUGGGUAUUUUCCUGUGGUUUAACGGUUUUCUUGAUUUGUGUUUGGUAUUUUGUAUCUUGGAAUAUGAGGCGCAAAAUUCGCCAUGAAGAAGAAGACAAUGAUGGAUUCUUGCUUAAAACCUUUGCUGCUCUUUGUCAACAAGGCCUUGAUCCGGUUCCAAAGAACUUACCAUCUCGGACGAUAGUUCUGACACUGUUUGUAUUCAGCCUGAUGAUGUAUAAUUUCUAUACUUCAUCGGUGGUUGGAGGGCUUUUGAAUAGUUCUGAACGAGGACCAAAAACUGUUGCAGAAAUCGUCAAUAGUCCUUUGAAGUUGUCCUUCGAAGACAUUGGGUACUAUAAGGUUCUUUUUAAGAAUCCAACAAAUCCUAUAGUACAACGCAUGUACAAAACAAAAGUACUACCUAAACGAAUUCCGAGUGAACUGCCAAUUUUUACACACGUUAAAGAUGCCAUUCCGUAUUUGAAAAAGGGUGGAUAUGCAUUUCAUUGUGAACGAAUUGAUGCUUACCCCGAAAUUGCUCGUCUUUUUGAUGCUAAUGAAAUUUGCGAUUUGAGAGUUGUUUCGGGACUUUUGGAAACGGAAGUGAUAGCCAUGUUUAUUGUUAAAAAUAGCAUGUACACGGAGUUAUUUCGAAUAAUUCUUUGCCGUGCACGAGAAGUAGGAAUUAUUAAACGUACUAUAGCUAUUCACAAACCUGAUAAACCUGAGUGCCAAGCAUCAUAUACCGUUUAUCCAGUUGCAUUUUCCGGUGUUUCAAAUGCCUUUUUUCUUUUAGGGGGAGCUAUGUUUCUUUCUGGUUUAUGUUUAUCGGCCGAAAUAAUACAUGUUCGAAUGAAGGAAGAUAAACCCUUUUCAAUUUUUGGAAAUAAUAAAAACCAUUAAUUUUACUAUUUUUGCUGCUUAAAGUUUAUUUAGGCAUGUAUGAUGCUAUGGCUUAGCAAGUUUAUUGUUAAAUUCAUGUUCACACGAUAGCAAGAUUGUUAAAGUUUUUAA